Messenger RNA from Beauveria bassiana ARSEF 2860, 3567 nucleotides. Its product is annotated as Cobalamin (vitamin B12) biosynthesis CobW. The transcript has 19 exons. Gene Ontology annotation, cellular component: cytoplasm. Gene Ontology annotation, molecular function: ubiquitin binding. Lineage: Eukaryota; Fungi; Ascomycota; Sordariomycetes; Hypocreales; Cordycipitaceae. Gene Ontology annotation, biological process: regulation of DNA-templated transcription. The record is from RefSeq and is a predicted model, not a curated record. The coding region runs from base 1 to 3567 and encodes 1188 amino acids.
AUGAAUUUUGACGAUGACGCUCCUCCAGAGCUUGUUGAUACUGCGGGACUGGAGGAGGUGAUGGAAAUCGCUGUCAAAGUGCCCAUCACAAUUGUCACUGGCUAUCUUGGAGCUGGAAAAACAACAUUGUUGAAUUACAUUCUUACGGCGCAACACGGCAAGAAAAUUGCCGUGAUUAUGAAUGCGUUGGAUAUUGAAAAGUCACUUACCGUCAACAAAGGCGACGAAAAAGUGGAAGAGUGGCUAGAAGUUGGCAAUGGCUGCAUCUGUUGCUCAGUCAAGGACACUGGUGUCAACGCAAUCGAGUCACUGAUGGCGAAGAAGGGCGCAUUUGACUACAUUUUGCUAGAGACCACGGGCUUGGCUGACCCCGGCAACCUUGCCCCUCUCUUUUGGGUCGACGACGGCCUCGGCAGCACAAUCUAUCUUGAUGGUAUUGUGACGCUAGUAGAUGCAAAGAACAUCCUGAAGAGCCUCGACGACCCCAGCGGCAAGGUUGAAGGCCACGACCAUGACGGACACGGCCCUGUCAUGACUACCGCUCACGUUCAAAUCUCGCAUGCAGAUGUCAUCGUCAUCAACAAGGCGGAUUUAGUCACCAAAGAAGAGCUGCAAAGCGUGAAGGACCGAAUACAGUCUAUAAACGGCCUGGCCAAGAUCCAUAUCACGGAAAAGAGCGUUGUACCGAAGUUGGAAGGAUUCCUGCUUGACUUGCACGCCUACGAUCAAUUCAACGAACCGGAACCGAAAACCAACGCGCACAGUCACCUUGAUCCUAACCUAUCAACCAUUACAAUCCCAGUAGACACGCUGAAGCCCACCCAGCUUGAGCAAGUUGACAAGUGGCUCAGGCAAGUAUUGUGGGAGAAUGAGCUCCCUGGUACCGACGAAGCCCAGAAAUUCGAAAUACACCGCUGCAAAGGUCGGCUGAUAUUCGACAAUGGCGAGAUAAAGAUGUUACAAGGUGUAAGGGAGAUUUUUGAGCUGAUUGAUGCUCCAACCAGUGAUGAACCCACUCCCGCUUCCGGGAAGAUCAUCUUUAUCGCGCGACGUGGCGCUCGACCAAAACCAUCGCGCUACCCGACCUUGUGCUCCUCGGUAGUGUUGGCCGCGAGCCUUGCGCAAGAGCCGCUAUCCAGUACGCAAAGCGUAGAUGCCGAAUCUACCGGGCACCACGGAAGGGAUCGCAGGCUGUUUACUGAAACUCGCUCGGCGACACAUCAGCUCAUGUCUGUUGCUAACGUAGCGAUCACAGGUGGCGGCGUACCGCAAACACUCCGAGGGAUGCCAGGCAACUUUGGAGGCCAACAACAGCAACCCCAGCAGCAGCAAAAUCGUGCUGUUUCGAGUCGAUUACCGAACGGAAAGUUAGCGUCAGGAAAUAGCAACUCUAGCUGGGCCUUUAGCGGAGCUGUACCCAUGGGGAAUAACAGCAACGGAGGCUUUCAGACUCCGAAUCGGCAACUGGGGGGAGGUAUCAGCUUUGCCCAAAGCUUAGGAGGAUCGCAGCAGGCAGCACCCCUCGACUUAUCCGAAUUUCCUUCUUUAUCGAACAACUCCCAACUCGGCAACCCUUCGCAAGCCUCGAUGUGGUCGACGGCUGGUUCAAGGAACGUGAGCGCACCCGUGCAACGUAACCAACCAACUCCUCUAUCAUCUCAACAUACGGGUCAAGAAGAGCUUUACAACUCAAACCCGAGAUCGACGGCGAAUCCGGGCUCUCUACGUUUCGGACAUCAACUAGGACAGCAGGUCACGCCAAGUAGUGUGGAUGACUUUCCUCCUCUAAACAGGACCGUUAAUGGUGAAGAGAGGAGUGCCAGCUUAAUGUCGUCGCUGGGGAUCAGUGCGCAAAGCGCAUCAUCUCCAGGGCUGACAGGGAACAGAGGGAAUGGCUUACUGAAUGCACUGUCGGCAAAUAACAGAGCCAAUGAGCCAAGAUCGCAGGUUUCGGCAAUUGGUGCAGGUUCUUCGGCACAGCUACCGGAAGACGACAGUCGUUCACGGGCAGCUGAUCGCUUAAGCAAACAGCUCGCAAACAUUGGCAAUGGAGGAGGCUCACCGGGCCUGUCGCUUCAGGAUAGCCUUAUCAACAAGUUAAAAGGAGAUGAAGCACAAGGCGCUGUAGAUCCUCUUGCUGGAAUGCCCGAUGCCGACAAAUGGGGGCUCAAGGGUAUGCGAACGCUCAUGAACAAUUAUCCCGACUACCAUGCAUUGGUCGUUGGAAUGGACCCAAACUCGCUGGGUCUUGAUAUUCAAUCACCGGACCCGAUUUCGACUCAGAUUUAUUCGUUGUUUGACGAUAAUCUGCCGAAACCGACAGUUCACGCCAGUAAAUUUCGUCUUCCUGAUUGCUACAAUGUCACCAACGUUCAAGCUAUUGAGACCAAGACUGCCAGUUUCAAUGAGGAGACAUUAUUCUGGAUAUUUUACAGCUGUCCCGCCGAUAUCAAGCAGCAAAUGGCAGCACAGGAAUUGCAUGGGCGUAACUGGCGUUGGCAUCGAAAGCUGCAGAUCUGGCUCACCAAAGAUGAGCAAAUGGCUCCUCAGAUGCUUGGCCCGAGUCAUGAAAGAGGAUGGUACAUUGUCUGGGAUGCCAGCCACUGGCAAAAGGAAAGAGUGUCACGGCAGGACUCGGCAGGCUGGGGAAUUGUUAAUACGUUUUCUAUCAUGAUUUAUUCCGCAAUUGCUUGCGACGCGUGUAGUUGGGUCGGUGACGACCAGCGAACACCGGCUGCUUCUGGGCGGCGCCCCAGUUGCGGUCAAUAUGACCCGUAUCCACAUAAGGCUGCGGAGCCGCAGACACGCGACAGUCGAGUUCUGAUUUCGUCUUUUUCUUAUUCAGACUCAAGAGGAAUUAUGUUUUGGCGAAAGCAUUUUGCCUACGGAGUCUCUGGUGUAACUGCAGUUGCUGUUCCUGCCGAAGAGGGACACGAAUAUCCCCUCGUGCCGUGGCGAACCGGCAUCACAAGCUCCGACAAUCCCACGCCCGCCUGCUACAGCAACAUUGCUAAAGUCGCAAAGACGUCAGAACGACGCGUGCUGGUUUUUGCCGGCCUAGUCAUUCGCUAUCUAUUCUUCUCUGGUACAUCUUCUCAAACGACGACACGAUCGCCCGAGGCCUUUUUGCGAUCGAGAGAGGUGGCGGUCGAGCGGAUACAGCAAAUGUUUCCCCAGGCGGACCGGCGAGGCAUACUCUGGGACCUCCAGCGCAACGGCGGCAACAUACAAAGCACAACAGAGCGGAUAUUGUCUGGCCGCCUAGAAACACCUCCCGUUACCUUCCAGCCCCCGCCACCGCCUGGCCAAAGUGCCUCGGCUCAUGGUGCGCCGGCAACGCGGCAGGUGGACAAGCCUACGCAGCCCGACCUCAUCACGCGAUACAACCUUCAAGACAAGAUCGGUUCUCAGAUAACAACCAGUGACGACAACAAGGGCAAGGGUUGGAGCUCCAAUCGCGAAGAGAGACAGGCGUCCCUGCAGCGGCGGCGGGAUGAGAUGAUCCUGGCUGCGCGCCAGAAGAUGCAAGCCAAGAUGGCGGCAGAAACUCUGGCAACGCCUCAAUAA